This is a messenger RNA of Portunus trituberculatus (swimming crab), 1260 nucleotides long. RefSeq lists its product as uncharacterized. NCBI's taxonomy places the organism in Eukaryota, Metazoa, Arthropoda, Malacostraca, Decapoda, Portunidae. The transcript is spliced from 5 exons. Gene Ontology annotation, molecular function: nucleic acid binding. The record is from RefSeq and is a predicted model, not a curated record. Bases 1 to 1260 code for a protein of 419 amino acids.
AUGAGAAGUUUGGCACACUUACACUCGUACUUGUAUGGAGCUGAGUUUGUUAUGAGGACCGACCAUGUGGUGCUGAGAUGGCUAAAGACUCUGCAGAACCCAGAAGGACAGCUGUGGAGGUGGCUGAGCUACUUGGAAGAUACUCGGUACAAUUACCGAGUGGUGCACCGCCUGGGACGUAACCGUGGCAAUGCGGACAGUCUGAGUCGCCGGCCAUGUGAAGUCGGGUGCUCGCACUACUUGCGACAAGAAGAAGUUAGUUUCCAGAGGAUACGAGUGGAAGGCGGACUGGGAGAGACCAGCCAGCUGUGGAAAGACGCCCAGCAUGCCGACCCUGACAUUGCUCCGGUGUUGAGGUGGAUGGAGAAGGGUGAGCAACCGAGCAAGGAGGAACUGUCGCCAGAAAGUCCUGCCACCAAGGCCUUGGUGGAGCAGUGGGAGAUGCUGCGUGUGAAGAAUGGUGUGCUGCAAAGGAGCUGGAAGGAUACAGCGACGCAUGAACGUUCGUGGCUGUUGGUGGUGCCUCUGUCCCUGCAAGCCAAGUUGCUGGGGGAAGCUCAUGCUGACGUCUCUGGUGGGCACCUGGGACGCAAGAAGACGCUGUGCCGUUUGUGCCAGCGCCUCUACUGGAUCGGCAUGAGGCGUGAUGUGGUGAGUGGUGCCAGCUGUGCCGCAUCUGCGCUGCCAAGAAGGGACCGGCGCACUGCACCCACGUACCGCUGCAGUUGUACCAGAGAGCUGCACUUGGACCAGGGCCAGGAGUUCCAGUCAAGGGUGUUUCGACAGUGCUGUGAGCUGCUGGGGACCCACCAGACGCACACCACCCUGCUCCACCCCCAGAGUCUGCAGCAGGAAGCCAUAGGUUACACUCCCACCUGGAUGAUGUUUGGCCGAGAGAUGCGGCUGCCUCUGGACCUGGCUACUGGACAACCACCUGGGGGAGAGCUACCACCAAUGGCACCUGAGUUUGUAGCGGCGCUGCAACAGCGGAUGGAGGCCAUGCGCCUACAGGCUGCUGUGGAGGAAGGACGCUUCACGUGGGGCCAGCAGGGACCACCCUCGUCGCCAGACAACGAGGUGAGGAGCGACAGUGAGGUGAUAGGUGAUGGUGAUAUAAACAAUGUUGUGGAGUUUGUUGUCGGGGAGUGCCAGAGUCCUGAGCAGGAGGCUUGCAGUGGACCGUGUUUAUCUCGCCCCCUCAGGAUGAGGAAAAGACCUCAGUGGUGGGCGGAUUAUGAAUGUGACAGUGACACUGAAUAG